Strongylocentrotus purpuratus (purple sea urchin) is the source of this 2234-nucleotide messenger RNA. RefSeq names its product voltage-dependent anion-selective channel protein 2. Gene Ontology annotation, cellular component: mitochondrial outer membrane. The coding region runs from base 164 to 1015 and encodes 283 amino acids. NCBI's taxonomy places the organism in Eukaryota, Metazoa, Echinodermata, Echinoidea, Camarodonta, Strongylocentrotidae. The transcript is spliced from 9 exons. Gene Ontology annotation, biological process: monoatomic anion transmembrane transport. Gene Ontology annotation, molecular function: voltage-gated monoatomic anion channel activity. The record is from RefSeq and is a predicted model, not a curated record.
UGACCUCAUGCGCGUUCGUUGGGUGAAGGCCAUUUAAAGCGUGCGCGAUUUAUCUCCAUAGGAAAUGCACGUGUACUAGAUCAAUUGCGCGUACGUUAGCUUGCAACUUCUACCGGCGUCUUGCUCAAUUGCUCCAGCAACCACCACCAACAUCAAUUCAAAUAUGGCUGUCCCUUCUUCAUAUUCCGACCUUGGAAAGGCUGCCAGGGAUAUCUUUGGCAAGGGAUUCGGCUUUGGAUUUGUAAAGCUGGAUGCUAAGACAACAACGAGCAAUAAUGUGGGCUUCACCGUGUCAUCAGCCUCAAAUAACGAUACAGGAAAGGUUGACGCCAGCCUUGAAACCAAGUAUUCAUGGAAAGAGUAUGGUCUAUCAUUCAAGGAGAAAUGGAACACAGACAAUACUCUAGCAACAGAAGUAACAAUUGAGGACCAGAUUGCACAGGGUGUCAAACUCACACUUGACACGAGUUUCUCACCACAGACCGGUAAGAAGAGUGGUCAGAUCAAGACCGCAUACAAGAGGGACUUUAUCAACAUCACCACAGACGUAGACUUUGACUUUGCAGGACCAACAGUACACAGUACCGGUGUAGUAGGGUAUGAGGGAUGGCUCGCCGGUUUCCAGGUUUCUUUCGACACAGCUGAAUCAAAACUGAAGAAGAGCAACUUUGCUCUUGGCUACAAGACAGCUGAUUUCCAACUUCACACAGCUGUGAACGAGGGAUCCGACUUCAGUGGCUCCAUCUACCAGAAGGUGAACGACAGCCUGCAGACAGCCAUCAACGUUGGCUGGGCUUCCACCACCAACCAAACCCGCUUUGCCCUGGGCGCCAAAUACGUGCUAGACUCUGAAGCCUCCCUGAAUGCCAAGGUCAGCAACACCAGCCAAGUUGGAAUCGGAUACACACAGACCCUCAGGCCAGGUAUGAAGAUCACUCUUUCAACCCUCAUCGAUGGAAAGAGCUUGAACCAAGGCGGACACAAACUAGGCUUGGGACUGGACCUUGAGGCGUAAUGUCGGGCCUACCUCGUCACUUUCGUUGAAUAUUUAACAAGACAGAUUGUUGUAUCUAAAGAGUGUAAGAAAAGAAUGAUCUAUGGUACCCCUUUGCAUGGGCAGGGAGUAGCAAGGUCACCAAUGCAAUGAAUAUAGUAACAAAAAGGCAAGGAAGGGAAUGGUAUGUUUGCAAUACAAGAAAGAAGGAGAAAAACAUUGUUUGCCCUCUCCUAAAUGGCAACCCCCCACUUUGAAAUGCCAAGUGGAAAUAUCUCAAACCUAACUUCCUCACCAACUCUCCUGCGGGGCUUUCGCACAUACUUCUUUACAUGGAAUUCAAAGGUGAUAAGGGUCACGCUAAAUUAUGUGCUAAAAAUGACCACAUUCUUGAUGUGUGUAUUUACUUACACUCCGUGGAGAUUGUAAAUGUGUGAUUGGAAUAACAUAGAGUAAAAUCUAUAUAUAUAUUAUGCUUAUAUGCACUGAAGAUUUGUUUAUACCUAGUAAUUUGAUACCUUAAUGAAAAUGUUUUAACUUCUAAUGUUUGAUGAAUUUGCACUGUGGUGCAAGUCAUUUCAUUAGAAUUUUAAACCACCAUAAAAAUAAAGAACCUAACUCUGAACCUCUUUCUAAUUGAUAAAUGAUAAUCUCUAUCUUAUAUGAUCUAACCCCUCUAUGUGGUAUAAUCCUGUUCUAGAAAUUGAUAAAAAGAAAAUAUAUCUAUUGUUAACAUGUGAGUGUUGACAUCUAUUUGUAUGUAGUAUUGGUAAAGGCUUUCUUUUGUAGUUUGAAGCUUUCUAAAUUUCCUUGUGUAUUAUAUAGUGAUAUUUUGUGGAAUUCAGAUUGGUCUGUGUUUGUCAUACACCAUUUCAAAAAUCCCUCCAUACUUGGCAGUGGGGUAUUGCAAAUUUCAGGAAGGAUUUGAAGAGGAAGAGUAACCAAUUAAACUUGGAAUAUGUACGUGUUACCAUGCACUGCUCCAUAUCUAUAUGUAUUUUUUCCAUAACGAGAGCUCUAGCUGAACUCGCUGCUAUGGUGGUUGUAUCUCUAACAAGCAGCCUCUUCUGUUAGAGGUCUUUAAAGAAAAGUGGGAGAUGUGCGACAUUUAACCCUGGAACGUGAUGUGUGUAUGCAACGCUUUAUUUACAGGAAAAACUGGUACAAGUGAUGUUAGUGAGAUGACCGACUUGACUUACCGACUGUUCGUGGGAAUAAAGUCUCUGAAUAAUUCAACCAA